CGAAGCUGUUGGGCAAUCAGCGGUGAUGGGCUGGAGAGCCGCACGGAGGACCCUCAGUUCCCAGCUGCCAGCGCGCUACGGCAAUCGCCGCUGCUGCAGCACUGUCCGCUGCGGGGCGCACCCAAGUGCCCGCCUGCCUCUAAGCGGUACCGAACACAUGAUGGCACUUGCAACAAUGUGAACCGCCCAAGAUGGGGUUCCACUAUGACCCCUGUCCAGCGUUUCCUUCCCCCAUCUUACUCCGACGGUAUCCAAGCGCCUCGCCGUUCAGUUUUCGGCUCAGCUCUACCCUCAGCCAGAGAGAUCAGCUCCACUGUCCAUGAAGACCAAUAUGUGGAAACCCCGGGUAUAACGCAUCUGCUGAUGCAGUGGGGGCAAUUCUUGGACCAUGAUGUGACGUCGUCGUCGCAGUCGCGAGGGUUCAACGGCUCGGUGCCGCGGUGCUGUAAAGAUGGUGGGCGGGACUUCGUCCCUCGAGAGUUCUUGCACCCCGAAUGCAUGCCGAUCGAAGUCCCCCCCUCCGACCCAUUCUAUGGACCAAAGGGUGUGAGAUGCCUGGACUUUGUCCGGUCGUCACCCGCGCCUCGCGACGACUGUGCCCUGGGCUGGCGUGAGCAGAUGAACCAGGUGUCGGCUUAUAUCGACGGUUCGCCGCUGUACGCCAGCUCGGCGCGACAGUCGGACAAGCUGAGGCUGUUUAGAAAUGGAAUGCUGCAAUACGGACGCGUCCAGAACCGGCGCCCGCUGCUUCCUCCCGAGAGACGAGACGAGCUCUGCCGCGGCGGCGCCGUCUCCUCUGACUGUUUCAAGUCAGGAGACGCCAGGGUCAACGAGCAUCCUGGACUGGUUGCCGCUCACAUUGUGUGGCUUAGGCAGCAUAAUAGAAUGGCGCAAGAACUGGCGCAUCUAAACCCUCACUGGAGCGACGAAAAAGUAUACCAGGAAACGCGGAAGAUUGUCGGCGCGAUGAUCCAACAUAUCACCUACAGAGAAUUCCUGCCAAUCGUAUUAGGUCAAGAAGUGAUGCGUCUGUUCGACCUGGAGCCCUUAAAGAAGGGCUAUUUCAAGGGUUAUAGCCCGAAAAUCAACCCAAGUCCUGCGAGCUCGUUCGGCUCGGCUGCCUUUCGGUUCGGUCAUAGCCUGGUGCAGCCGUCUAUGGUGCGGUACGACCGGUUUCACAGGCCUAUGCAAAACAACGUCUCUCUCCACGACGAACUCACCAACCCAUCCAACAUCUGGAGCAUGGGCGCCGUCGACCGCCUCCUCCUCGGCAUGGUGAACCAGCCAAUCCAGAAACGGGACGAAUUCAUCACAGAAGAACUGACCAACCAUCUUUUCCAAACGCCUUCUUUUGACUUCGGGAUGGAUCUGGCCGCUAUAAAUAUUCAAAGGGGGAGAGACCAUGGAAUAGCACCGUAUACCGCUUGGCGGGAGCCAUGUGGACUCUCGCCGAUAAAUGAGUUUGACGACUUGUUUAGAGUGAUGUCACCGCGUGCUGUGAGGAGAUUACAGGGUCUAUACAGGCACGUGGAUGACAUUGACCUGUUUACGGCAGGCAUGUCUGAAAGGCCGGUUGUUGGUGGCCUAGUGGGCCCUACAUUUGCCUGCAUUAUCGCUCAACAGUUCUCGAACCUUCGGAAAGGAGAUCGUUUCUGGUAUGAGAACGGAGGCUUCGAAUCGUCUUUAACACCGGCACAAUUACAGCAAAUACGUAGGAUAUCGUUUGCCCAAAUUCUGUGUCGUACUCUGGACACUAUAGACAGCAUUCAACCUUUCGUAUUCCUUUCUGCAGACAACACUGACAACGAUCGUAUAUCCUGCCUUAACAGCUUACUAAACAACUUUGAUUUAUCGCCAUGGACUGACGUUAACUCAAGCAAUGAUAUUAGUAAAUCAGACGAUGUUAGCACUGAGCGACCUAAGAGAAAGACUACUACAACCACCAAACGAUCUACAACAAAACGGUUUACAACAAAAAAGCCUCAAAAAUUGACUGCUACUAGUAAAACUCCUCAAAAGAAACCAGUUCCUGAUGCAAAUAAUACUCCUCAAAAGAAACCAGUUCCUGUUGAAAAUAAUACUCAUAAUACAACUAGACCGAAUUCUACACAAAGACAAAAUAAAACUGACAGCAUUAAUGACAAAAACGCAACGUUGACUGACAGAGAUGUGAUAACGACAACUGAACAGACAGUACAAAAGAUAGACGACAAACUUGACUUUAAAAACAAAAGUCGACGAUAUGAAGAAGCUGUCGCGCGACGCAAUUCUAAUAAACCUACAAAACAAUACGGGAAUGACUAUGACGAUGACGAGGAAUUACAUAGUGUACAAUCUGUAGUUAUAAAUAACUUACAACAUAAGCGACCAUACAACAGACCAGUAAUAGCUGUGACUGAAAAUAUUGAUAAAUAUACCUACUUAAUAAAUUACGUGCCUAGACCCACACAGUCUUGGCGAGACACGACAAGAAGAACGACGACUAGACGACCAACAACAAGACGGACGCACGAUAGGGACGUAGUGAAGGUGACGUAUCAGACUUAUGACGACACGUACGGUCGACCCAACAAACCGUAUUACUAUAACAGAUACGACAACAGACAUGACAAUUACAAUAGACAAGACGACAGAAAUGAUAGCUAUGAUAAACAAGACGAUAGGAAUGACAAUUACAAUAGACAAGACGAUAAAAACGACGAUUACAAUAUUAGACUUGAAGGUAAAAAGGAGGAUUAUAACUACAGAGAAAACAGACCUAACACGAACGACAAUAAUUUCUCUUCUGCUAGAUCAAAUGACAAAUUCAAGACAUCUACUACGAAAAUUGACGCAACUAUUGAUAAAAUCGCUGUUACUGACAAUAUUAAACUGACGACUGUAAAUCCAUACAAGCUAGUAACAUUUGGUUAUGUAGGUACAUACAAAGGUGACAUGACAAAUGACAAAGAGACAAAAACUGACUCUACUGAGACAAUUAGACACGAAAUCAUAAGUAAAGACUUCUCGACUUAUGAAGACGACAGACUAGAUACGGACGAAAAGAAAAACUUGAAACUGUCGACAUUUUUCCAUUACGAGACUGCGACUAAACCUUACAACAAUUUGAGACCGACAAGACGAUACGAUGAGGAUCAAAUACCUGACUACUCAAAGACGAACAGUAAAUACUACUUUGUUAGGAACGUUUUACGAAAAUAUCCAGACUCUACUUUGACAGACGAGUCUGUGGACGAGACUAAAAAGAAGGAAAUAUUAAAAGAAAACUAUAACAGCCCAGGGCAACCAAUGCCUGUGAUGAUAGAGGAAAGAUCGUCAGCUGACAAGCUAGCGUUGAUGGAAGAGGCAGAAGAAAAGUCGGUGAUCCCAGAUCCGGAGAUACUGAGGGUGAAGAUCGCUAAGCCAUCAAGUCCGGCUAAGACACCGUCGGUGGCUUUCCAAGUCAUACCCAGUGAAAACAAUCCGUCUCAAUGGGCGACAUAUGAAGAGAAAGACUUGCCCGAGGGUCUGCCGCACCGCAUGCCACCGAUGAAAAUCGACCCAUACGCAUUAAAAGAAAUCCCCAGACCUUUCAACUUCGGUAACUUAAGGAGGCGGCGUCCAGGGAAAAACCACUAAGCCAAACUUUACCUAAUAUCCACCCUUAUUCCUAAACUUUACAAGCUUCCAUUAGUUAAUUUAUGUUCACGUAGAAUUACAGAUUAAAACAAACAAUUAAUAGCUAAUUGAGGCUUGUAGCACGUUUAUGAAAACGCCAUUAGAAUAAAAAGCUUCAUCAAUCAUGAUGUUACUCAAACAAGCUGUAAAUUGUAUUGUAAAUAGGUAGGAAAGCGGACUUAACUUUGUUGACAAUGAGAUUUGUGUCUAAACGACAGACAGAUGAUAAGACUUAAGAAAACAAGUAAACAGUUAUAAUAGGUAACUUGCAAAAACAUUGAAGACAUUAAAACAUACGUACUUAUGUUAAUGUAAUGAGGACGAUACUUCUAAGACUUGGAUUCAGUAAGAUAGUCAAGGAGUUUGAUUUCUGGAUUGUCGCAGUGACAUUCAAAGUUGCAAGUGUUUUCAUCUCGUCACUGACAUAAGGUAUUAAGUGGCACAAAAAUCAAAUUUCUCGACCGAAACAAUAAAACUUGCGCAAUCAACUAUCGUGUCGGCAAGGACAACAAAUACAGGUAGUUAAUGGAAGCAUCUAUGAUGCUCGAGAUAUUCGUGACAUGAAUUACAAUGACGGACGUGACGGGGAGACAGAUGUAUGACUAAACUGUUUUAAAUGUUAUUACUAAAUGACAGCUUAGACAUGAGCUCACUGACGCAAUGAAAUUAUCACAAGGAUCCGAGUAUAAUGAAUGAAAAUAAACUGAAACAACUUUAGACUAUAUAAUUACUGACUGACAGACUUAUAUUUUUGCUAAUAAGACAUGAAUGUGAAUUUAUUUUUGGUUGGACGUCAUGGCAAUGACUAGAUUAGGCUAGAAUGACUAAUAACUAAACCAUAUUGGGAAUGGGACUUUAGAAACAUGACUGACUGAUAGACAAUUAUUUAUUUAUUAUAUUUAUUUAUUUAUUUAAGUAUAGGGUGACAGUUCAGUUUAGUAUGAAAAAUUUAGUUCCAAUUAAAUUCCGCAAUAUGGCGCGUGAUAAGCCUUACCAGUAAUAUAUACUGGUAAGGCUUUAAGGGAAUUGGUAUGUUAUAAACAAGUUGAUAAUUAUGUGACCAACACAUUAAUUCUGGACUGGACCGAAUUUGACUCCAUCAAAAUGACUGAAAGUAGAAUAACUGGCAAAUUAGGCGCAACUGAAUAAAAUGACUGACCGACAGAUGAUUAUGACAAGGUGUCUGAAUUAUUUUUCGACAGAAGACAUUAAGUACAACGGAAACUGACCAUUCGUACUCGGUUCAACAUAUAGGAAUGACGAAUGACUAAGACUAGUUAGUCCUAGGACUAGACUCAGGUAGCUGGUAGAAUGACGAAACUGUCCCAUGUGAAAAAAACUUGAUUAAAAGACAAAUAUCCAAGAUGGCCAGUAAUAUCAAGUAGGUACACUAUGAUUCGACACAAUAUAAUGAAUGACUCGACUAUUAUAUUUAUGCCAAUUAGACUUAAUCUGAACUGAUUGACAUAACUCACUCACAGAAUAGACUACCUAUCUAGUCGUUAUGGGAAUAGAUAAUUUUUUUUAAAUAAGUUAACAUAUUGUAACCGACAAUGACUGACUAAAAGUAAGAAGUAUAACUGAAGACCUGACGGAAACAAGACAAUAAUACAACUCAACAAGACACGACAAUAAGACUGUAAUGAGUAACGACAAGUGUUAUAUGACAAUUAGACAAGUGUUACUGACUGACGCAGCUCACGACCAAAAACUGAUAAUUUCGACCUAGCACGUUUUUACUAGAAUGGACUUUAAAUGACUUUGGCAACUUUUGAGUUUGGCUGAUAUAGACCGACAUAAAUAACUAAAUGGAACGGAAAGAGAUAUUGACUGGAUAGUAUCAUUGACAUGACGACCGGUCUGGCCUAGUGGAUGGUGACCCGGCCUAUGAAGCCGAUGGCCUCUGGUUCAAAUCCUGGUAAGAACAUUUAUUUGUCUUAUCACACAACGUGGAUAUUUGUUCCUGGAUCUGGUUUCUAUGUAUUUAAGUAUUUAUAUAUUAUGUAUAUCGUUGUCUAAGUACCUACAACAAAAGCCUUAUUGAGCUUACUGUGGGACAUAGUCAAAUUGUGUAAUAAUGUCCUAUAAUAUUUAUGUAUUUAUUUAUUGAAACUACAGGUGUCGUUUUAAGUACAUAUAUCGUUGGUACAAAAUAGUAAGUAGGUACCUAUAUAUUAGCAUGACGCUCUGAGACAUAAUGACAGACAUGAAUUAAUUCAUUCUGGUUAAACCUGACAAUGACUGUAACCGAACUCGACUCUAACUGAGACUGACUAUGAGAGUGACACGACACUAAGUGUGACAUGAAUAACUGACUGCAAUGUCGCUUGAAGGUGACAGUAAUACUGCCAUUAACAGUUGCGACUACCUGUCCUGUACCUGAGUAAUUAUACAGAAUAUAAUUGAUUUCGACUAACUGACACUGACUGCAACUGAUACUAAUUAUCAUUUAUACCGAAUAUUACCGACUUUGACUGCAAUGAAUAGCGACUUACUGACAAUACUGACAUUGAUUUUUAAUACGAGUGCAGUACACAUUUUGAAUUUGAGAUUGACGGUCAAAUACUGAUGGUGACUAACGGAUACGAACAAUUGGACAUAUUUAAAAACAGACACUGACUGCAACUUUUUUUAGGUAAUUAGGACUAGCGUCACUGAUUUUAACUAACUAGCAUUGGCCGUCGCAGUCAUUAGUUAAGUGACACUAACUGUUACUGAAUCUUACUAACUGUCUAUAGUCUAGCAAAACAAGUCGUUAGUAGAAAAAUGCCUAAAAUUCAAAAUCUGCAUUGAAGAUCAACACUUAGUGCCUACUUUUUCAGAAUUUCCGUCUUAUUCUACUGAUAAAAUUGGUUUGCUAGACUAUAACACUGACUGUCACUGAUACCUACCGACCAUAACUGAUUUUGACUAACUGACAUUGACUGCAACCAAUACUGACAAUGACUGACGGUAACCGACAAAUUGCUACUGGCUGCAACUCAUACUGAAUGUCUUUUAUAUUGACUAUAACUGAAUAAAACUGGUUUUGACUGCAUCGUAUACGGAGUAACUGAAAUAAUUGAACGUGACUGAAACUGGCUAACAAUGACUGAAUGAAAAUGCAAAACAAACAAUAGCAAAGGACAGUGACUAAUAGAUGACAUUGAUUGACAAAGACGGACUGCUAGAGAUUCUAACAAACUAGAACUAACCGUCAUUGAAUUUGACUAAUUGGCGCUAUAACCGAAUGCUACCGAUUUAUCUGAAGCGGGUAUUGAUUAACUGACAUUAAAAGUUAUUGAUAUUGACUGACACGGACUGAAAGAGACUGCUAGUAAAUGUGAAUAAGCAACUGGCGCUAUAACUGGCUCAUUACUGACUUAUCGGCGGAUAACAACUAACUGACAUUGAAAUUUACUGAUGACUGACAUGGUCUACAUGACUGAAAGUUAAUUUGACUGAGUACAACUGAGCGUCACGUAUUUUGACUAACUGACAUUGAAACUUAUUGAUAUUUACUGACACUGGCUGACUGCUAGAACGACAAACUGACAAUGACUGACGCGGACUGACAGACUGUUAGUUCAUCUAACUACAAUUGACGGUAACUGAUUUUGACAAACUUCUACGGAUAUCGACAAAACCGACAUUGAUUGAAAAUGACAUAUGACUGACUCGUUAAUCGGAUCAACUUAAACUGACCGUCACUAAUUUUUGACUAACUGACUCACAGAUAUUACUGAACUGAUACUGACUUAAAUCCAUUCUGACUUUUCCCUAGCGAUCGCUAAUACUGGCUAUAACUGAUUUUGACUAACAGACAUUGACUACAACUGAAACUGACUAAUGGUAAGCGACAAAUUGCCACUGACUGUAACUUUAUGCAUGCUUUAACCGAGUGAGACCGACUUCGACUGCAUCAGAUACCGGUUAAAUGACACUGAUUAUCUACUUGUGACUAGUUAACCGUCACUAGUACUUACUAUAACUGACAUAAACUAAUCAACAUCAAAGCAAAGAGUUCCGACUAACCGCCAUUGACAGUCACUGAUAUUGAUUAACUGACUCUGACUGUAACUGACUUUGACUGACAUUUGAUUACGACUUCUGAACCGACACUGACUAUAAUUAGUUGCGUAAUAAAAUUGAAAUUGAAUUCACUGGACAAGAGAUACCAACAAUAUCUGUGUGUGACUGACUGUAACAGAUACUGACAAUAAGUGGCACUGAGUGUGACAGUAACUGACUAAAAGUGAUACGGACAACUCACUCGUAAUAACACAUUCACUGCCAGUGCGAGCUACGCGCUACGAACGUAGCCGUAAUACGUGUUUUCCUGUCUGUAGCGCAAAACGCCUACGAACAGAGAACCGGCCUAUCGGGUCGCUGGCAGUAAAUAUUAAACAAACUGAUAAAGACACUGACUGUAACUGUACUAUUACUGAUACUGUUUAACUAACUUGUUAUUUGGCAUUGACUGAUACUGAAUGUCCUAAGUAACUGUGACCGACUGUAAAGGACAGAUACUGACUGAAUAUAUUUAAGUAGGUAUAUUAGAAAAUACUGACAUAACAAAAUACUGACAUAAAAUGAUGACGUUUUAAACUACAAAAUAAAGACCACAACCUGAAUAACCAGCUGAAAAUGUGUGACUGACUGACCUAUUUCAAAAUAAGUCAGGGCCCAUUAUUCUAUAUACAGAUAUUUAAGGAAUUAUUCUUAUGAAUAACGGUUUACUUUAUAUGGACACGGAAUAACGGCCCUUAACAGACUGAGAGUGAUCUAUGUAUGACAAUUAUUUAGUUCAUAAGUUAUUGGUUAAGUAGAAAAGUGAGGUUUCGAAAAAAUCCAUAUUUAUGGAAAAUACAAAGUUGUUCUUAACUUUUCUAUUUAACUGACGAAAUAUAAGAUUGAUUCAAAUAUAGAUAUGUAAGUUUUUAUCAAUGUGGUCAGCAUUUAUUAACCCUUAAAAUUUUGUUUCAAAGGUUUUGUUCACCUUAGCAACUUAGUUUUGUCUAUCUAAUGCUGACUGUACCAAUAUUUAAAAAGAGCAACGAAUUUAUUAACAUUUUACAAUGAUAAAGAAUCUCAUAAUAGUUACGUAAUUAAUAUACUUAAUAAGAUUAUAAAAAGUAAUGUUUUGGUUUUGAUAAUAAAAUCUAACCACCGAUGGUUCUAUAUCUGCUUGUAAACAGUUUGUUAUUAACUUAUCACAGAUAUGAAUAUUGUUUUAUGUAAACUAAUAAAGAACAAUGUUGAUUAUUAUUCAUUAUGUGUAUUUUGAACUUCUAUAAAGUUUAUAAAGUAAUUGAAAAUCCUAA
Messenger RNA from Cydia pomonella (codling moth), 8960 nucleotides. RefSeq lists its product as uncharacterized. Lineage: Eukaryota; Metazoa; Arthropoda; Insecta; Lepidoptera; Tortricidae. Gene Ontology annotation, biological process: response to oxidative stress. Gene Ontology annotation, molecular function: peroxidase activity; heme binding. The record is from RefSeq and is a predicted model, not a curated record. The transcript is spliced from 11 exons. The annotation marks the transcript as partial.